AUGGCAAAUACAACGCCCGGGGCCGCCUCGGCUCCUAAACCAAGCAGCAGCGUCAAGCUGGUGUUGCUCGGAGAGGCGGCGGUGGGAAAGUCGUCGCUUGUACUACGAUUUGUGAACAACGACUUUCAAGAAAACAAGGAGCCCACCAUCGGAGCCGCCUUCCUCACGCAAAAGAUCUCCCUGCCGAACCGAAUCAUCAAGUUCGAAAUAUGGGACACAGCCGGCCAAGAACGAUUCGCCUCCCUCGCACCGAUGUACUACCGCAACGCCCAGGCCGCCCUCGUGGUCUAUGACCUCACCAAACCCACCUCCCUCAUCAAAGCCAAACACUGGGUUGCCGAGCUCCAACGUCAAGCCUCACCGGGCAUCGUCAUCGCGCUGGUGGGAAACAAACUCGAUCUGUGCACCGAUGCGGAAGGAAGCGGCGAUGCCGAAACCGCACCCUCCGAAGGCGGAGGCGACGCAGAGACGGGCGCAGAAGGCGCCGCGGCAGACGUGGAGGCCGAUACACAGACAGAUAACAAUGCGCGAAAGGUGCCGAAGAGGGAAGCAAAAGCUUACGCCGAGGAGGAAUCACUGCUCUUCUUUGAGACGAGUGCCAAGACCGGUUCGAAUGUGGCGGACGUGUUUACCGCGAUUGCCAAUUCGAUCCCCGAGAGCAGUCUGAAGAGCGGUCGGGGUGGUGGUGGUGGUGCCGCGGGCGCGACGCAGGCGGCGUUGAGCGGGGCGGCCAACAGAGCCGAAGAGGCGAGGGUUAAUCUGGGCGAGAGAGGGAAGGUCGUGAAAGAUAAUUGUGCCUGCUGA
Molecule: messenger RNA, 804 nt
Organism: Endocarpon pusillum Z07020
Lineage: Eukaryota; Fungi; Ascomycota; Eurotiomycetes; Verrucariales; Verrucariaceae
Exons: 3
Coding region: 1-804 (267 amino acids)
Molecular function (GO): GTPase activity; GTP binding
Source: RefSeq, a predicted model, not a curated record